GAGCCUACCUCCAGUACAAGACAGCCACCAAUCGCAGCGUUCGCCCAUCCAAUUCCAUGUUCCCACCUUUUGGCAAAGAAAACCCCGAGCUUCCAACAGCGCUUAUCCUUGCUACAUUGUCAGUCAUCGCAGCAUCAGCUCGAUCGUAGCUAGCUAGAGCAGACAGACCAUGUCUCAGUGUUCGACGCCGGAGCCGCAGCCGCCGACGCCGACGCCUAACCCGGUCGUCCUCUGGUUCUGCCAGAUCUCCUCGGCCCUGCAGGGCAGGUGGCCGAGCGGCCGCGCCCAGGCGCAGGGAGUCGAGAACAGCGCCGGCGGCACGGAGAGGCUCAUGGAGGAAGCCAAGGCAGCUACCGCCGCGGGCAACAGAGUAGGGCCGAGGAGGAAGACCGCGACGUGCCAGGGGGUGGCGAUGACGGAGGCCACCGUCUGCCUGCUGCUCGAUCGGUUCGCGCCCAGCUGAGCUGAGCGCGCUGAAUGAUCACAGCGAUGACUCAAGAGUGUGUGCAUGUGUGUAUGUGUCCUAAAUAAUGCUGGCUUGCCGUGUUUCUGUUCCUCCAUGGUUCAUGUACAUUUUUUUUGGUAUAUUAUGGUCCCUAAGCUUCCUUUUCUCUUUUUCUGUCUCCCUUUGUACUCUGCAUCUUGAUCUUGCACAUGUGAACGAUAACUGGAAGAAGAGGAUGUUAAGAUCGGGCUCAGG
Molecule: messenger RNA, 700 nt
Organism: Phragmites australis (common reed)
Lineage: Eukaryota; Viridiplantae; Streptophyta; Magnoliopsida; Poales; Poaceae
Exons: 1
Coding region: 170-463 (97 amino acids)
Source: RefSeq, a predicted model, not a curated record